UGUAAUAGUUUGAGGACUUCCGAAUAUUAGCCUAAAUCUUAAUAACAUAACUCUAGCCCUAAACUGCUUCAACUUUGGGGGAACGCCUCCACCGUAUCCUAUAUAUAAUCCUUGGUUUUUUUUUUUUUUUUUGGUUAUUCAUAAUUAAAAAUUUCUUCUUUCUGUAAUAUUGUUUUCUUUAAUCUUUGAAUUUGAAUUUGUUUAUUUAAUAAACCGGGGCGGGCGUGUCCUCGCUUUGAAGGCUGCCAUGGAAGCAAUUGCGAGGAAAAAAGUGGAAGAAGGGUACGAUUGUUCGAUUUGUUUGGAAAAGUUUAAAGAGGAAGAAGAAGGAAGUGAGAUGCCAUGCAAGCAUGUGUUUCAUUUCGAUUGUGUUGAAAAGUGGCUGCGCAUCAAUCGGUCCUGCCCGGUUUGUCGGUUUGUGAUGCCGGGUGAGGAGGGUGAAAGCAGCGGCAGCGGUGAGGGCAGUAGUAAUUUGGGAAUAUUGGGAUCGGGAAAUCAGGAGAUUGUACAGUCGGUUGUAAGAGUAUCUAGCCUGGCUAAUUUGAUAGCAUUAGCAAUGACGGCUUCAGGUCUGAGGUCGGAACAAUGAUGAUGGUGAGGAGUGUUUAGCUGAAGCAAUACUUUCAGAGAUUUUGUGAACCCAAACUAAUCAAAAUUCUUGCCUUUUUUAUUUAGGAGACUUAAGUGUAGAGAGUAGAGUAGAUAAUUAUUAUGAUGAUGCUGAAGCAUACCCUUCUACAGGACUAGUAUUGAGUACCACAAUGAUCUUCCAUACUGGUAGUAGUCAAUAUUGAUUUCAGAUUUUAGGGUGUUUUGAUUUAUUGAAUAUAAGAUUUUUUUUUUAGGUUGAAAAAUAAAUUUAAAA
Gossypium arboreum is the source of this 865-nucleotide messenger RNA. Its product is annotated as E3 ubiquitin-protein ligase MPSR1-like. The transcript has a single exon. The coding region runs from base 248 to 589 and encodes 113 amino acids. Gene Ontology annotation, molecular function: zinc ion binding. NCBI's taxonomy places the organism in Eukaryota, Viridiplantae, Streptophyta, Magnoliopsida, Malvales, Malvaceae. The record is from RefSeq and is a predicted model, not a curated record.